AUGACGAUGAUGUCCACGUGCUUGGGAGUCACGGCGCUGCCGACUACGAGCGUGGACACCCUGACGCUGCCGCUCUGGAGCGCGAACACCAAGAAGUUGCCGCCCACGAGCGUGAACGCCGCGAAGAUGCUGGCCCACAGGCGCGAACACCCCGAAGAUGCCGCCGACCAGCGUGAACGCGCGAAGUUGCCUGCCAGCGAGCGCGGGAACCACGAAAUGGCCAUCCACGAGCGAGAGUACCGCGAGGCUGCGGCCAACGAGCGCGGUCACCACGAAGCGGUGCCCGAGUUUUUCGAGCGCGAAUCAACGAAGCUGCCGUCUACGAAAGUGAACACCACGAAGUGGUUUCAACCAGCGAGAAUGAGCACCACGAAAUGGCCUCCCAGCGAGCGCGAGCACCACAAAGUGGCCGCCCACGAGCGGGAUCUCGCAGCGUCCGCCGCCCACGAGCGCGAUCACGAGCGCGAUGACCACGAAGCGCGCCGCCGAGCUUGCACUUCGACGCUGCUACCUACGGGCGCGAAUGCCACGAAGCUGUCGCCGCCGAGUUCGAGCCCCGACGCCGCGGCCCACGAGCGCGAAGGACCACUUCCAAAGUUGAACGCCGCGGGGCUUCGGCCCGCGAGCGCGAACACCGCGAAGACGCCCCUGGCGAGCGCGAGCACCGCGAAGCUGCCGCCCCCGGGCACGACAACCUCGGGCCCGCGACCUCCAGACGCGAUGGCCGCGAAGCUGCUGUCGACCGGGCGGAACAGGACUGGCGGAACAGGACUGGUGGAACAGGAUCGUUCGGAACAGGACCUCGGCGGAAUAGCAUCGGCGCCCGCGGCCACGACGUCCAAGGCGCCGUCUACAAUGUCCGCAGUCACGGCGUCCAAGGCGCUAUUCACCAAGGUUCUCUUCGACCCCGCGGUCAUCGGCAUGUUUAUCGGCACGCACGGGCCCAAGGAGCAUGAGGGGAACGGAGAGGGGCGGCAGAAAAAGUAUGGCAUGGAGCGGGGCGUGAAGUUGGGCGAGGGAGGGCAGAAGGAGCAGGUGGACCGCGGCGGCCGGCGCGCCCUGGCGGCCAGGCAGGUGCGUGGCGUUCUCGGGCGCGCGGGCCUCGCGGAGGGCGACCUGGAGCGCGUCGCGGCGCUGGCGGGCAUCGGCCGUGACGGCACCUGCUCCUUCGGCCAGUUCGUGUCCGCCUUGCACCUCGCUCGCUCGGCGCGCGCAGGGGCGCCGCUGCCAGGCCCCGCCGAGGGCCUGCCAGAGGCCCUCGGCAGCUUCGCCGACGGCCUGCCGCGGGACCCCUCGGCGCUGGCGCUCGAGGGCCGCUCGCGGUCCGCCAGCCGCGCGCGUUCCCUGUCGGCGUUGCGCGCGGCGGGCAGCCCUGCGGCCUCGGGGGGCAGCCCUACGGCGGGCAGCCCUGCGGCGGGGAGCCUUGGCGGGCCGCGGCGGACGCCGUCGUUCGGCGUCGGCGCAGGUGGCCUCGGGCUGGACGACGGCGGCGGCGGGACUGCCGAUCACCACUGGGCGCCGACAGGUGGCCGCCGCGGCCCCGAGGAGGGACGCGGCCAGGGCGGCGCGCCCAGGCCGACAACCCGCAUGGGCAUGCCCGUGGAGCACCAGCCGGCGCUUGGGCACUCGGGCGUUGCCUCUGCGCUCGGCGCCGCCGCCGGACGGGAUGGCAUCUACGAGGCACGCCUGAGGGAGAUCCACGGCGUGGAGGAGUGGCGCCACCGCGAUCGGUGCACGAGGGGGACCCACGGCGCGGAGGAGCGACGCCGGCCGAUCCUGAAGGCGGCGGGGCUCGCGAGUGCCGCCGAGGAACCGCGCGGCCAGGGCGCGGGGCAGCCGGCAGGCCCCAACGGCCGGGAUUCCGCGGCGCGCUUCCUGAGGACCAUACCUCCGAACUUCCCGCUCCGCCCCGACAGGCCUCCGCGGAGCGGCCGCGCCAGCGCGGAGGCCUCGCAAGGCCUCCCCAGCGGCCCUCCAUCACAAGGGCCGCGGGAGGCAGAGCCACCCGCGGCUGCGGCGAGGGCGAAGGCCGAGCGCGCAGGCCUCGCUCUCGACGAGCCGCCUCCCGCAGCGGCCGCGCCGCCACGCACGAUUCCCAAGCCGAAGAGCCCAGCUCAACGCUCACGCCCGGAGGCCGAGCCCGCGGGCCCGGCCAUCGACGAGCCGCUGCCGUGCGCCGCAGCUGUUGCCGCGCCGCCGCGCACACCUUCGGAGUCGAGGCGCCUGGCGCAGUGCCUGGGCCCGGCAGCUGAGCCCGUGGGCCCAGCCAUCGACGAGCCGCUGCCGGGCGCCGCAGCUGCUGCCGCGCUGACGUGCACGCCUCCCGAGCCGAGGCGCCUGGCGCAGUGCCUGGGCCCAGAGGCCGAGCCUGCGGGCCCGGCCCUCGACGAGCCGCCCCUGCUGGGCGCCGCGGCCCCCGGUAGGGCGCCGCCUCGCGAGGCCCCCGAGCCCCGCGGGGCCACGCCGCCGCUGCCCCGGCUGCUCGGCAGGGCGCAGGCCAGCAGGAAAGCCCUCGCAGCGGAGCCGAUUGCAGCUGCCGGGCCUGGCGGUGUCCGCGCCUAGCGCUGCGCGUGUCGAUGAAGGGCCUG
Prorocentrum cordatum is the source of this 2588-nucleotide messenger RNA. Lineage: Eukaryota; Dinophyceae; Prorocentrales; Prorocentraceae. The record is from the annotation of a GenBank genome assembly.